Molecule: messenger RNA, 3660 nt
Organism: Diorhabda carinulata
Lineage: Eukaryota; Metazoa; Arthropoda; Insecta; Coleoptera; Chrysomelidae
Product: zinc finger protein 888-like
Exons: 2
Coding region: 157-2058 (633 amino acids)
Biological process (GO): regulation of DNA-templated transcription
Molecular function (GO): DNA-binding transcription factor activity, RNA polymerase II-specific; RNA polymerase II cis-regulatory region sequence-specific DNA binding
Source: RefSeq, a predicted model, not a curated record
GUUUAUUAUUAGGGUUAAUCGCAUGCGCAGCUCUUCUAGAUCAAAGAGCAAAAGAAUGAACGUGACAACGCCAGUCAUUUUUUGUAAUAUCUCAUUUUAUAUUGUUGAUGUUUCUAUUUAUUUAUUAUGUUUAUUAUUGAAUUAGAUGCUUGAAGUAUGGAAGCGAAAAAAGAAAAUAAUGACAAUUCUUGUUCAGGGAAGAUUGAAAUAAUAGAAAAUAAAUUUCCCAUUUCAUUAGAAGAAUGUAUUAAUCGGGAAUCUAAAAAGUGGACACCGGUCGAAAUAAUAAAUAAAACAAAAUAUGAAGAAUCUAAUCCAAUUUUCGGAACAUCUCCUGUUAAUGGCGUUGAGAAUAAUUUUUUUCAUAUACAUUCUACCAAUUAUCCGAAAAAAGAUGUAGACCCAAAAGUAUGUGAAAAUUCGCUUUUAACAGAAGCUGACAAUUCGAUUUCUCCUUGUAGUAACAACUUAGCACAAAUUGUGGAAAUGGAAACUACGAAAAAUGGAAUUAAAAACAAAAAACAUUAUCCUUGUCCCAUAUGUGGAAAAAAUUUCGCAAGGUCGAAUUCAAGAAAAAAACACCUCGGUCUACAUUUCCUCAAUAGAUCAGUAGUAUGUUCGUUUUGUGGUCGAAUAUUUAUCCAACAAAAACAUUAUUUGAUACACAAUUUUGUCCACGCCGUGAAAAAGAAGACAACAAAAUGGCCGACGGUCGAAUACGUGAACAAAUCGAUGCCAGACGAUAGUAUAUCGAUUAAAACCGAGACAAUAAAACCAGCGUUCGAAUUCGAUUGUGAUAUAUGCGGAGAACGUUUCGAUACCGAAGAUCGUCUUCAAAACCAUUUAAAAACCCAUCCGAUCUUAUUUAACUGUGAUAUAUGCUCUAAAUCUUUCAGCAGAAAAUCCUCCCUCACUCAACACAAACUUAUCCACUUCGGCCCACAGUUUUACUGCGAAAUUUGUUCCAAACCUUUCAAAAGUAAAUCGAAUCGUAACCGACAUCUAUUGACACACUCGCAAACUCGUAAUUUAUUUUUCAAAUGCACCGCGUGCGUACAAAAAUUCAAUAAAUCCACAAGUUUCGUAAACCAUUGGAUAACGCACCAAGAAAAAGCGAAGCUGCAAUGUAAAUUGUGUAAUAAGACGUUCAACAAAACCAGAGACAUUUUCGAACAUUGCAAAAAUCAUUUUUAUAUUAAAAAUCGAUUGCAAUGCGAAAUUUGCCCUACGUGGUUUAUACAGAAGAAACAACAUCAGAAUCAUUUGAAAAUGCACGCGCAAGGCGUACCGCCCGGUAUAUGCUGCACUUACUGUUUGGAAAAUUAUACAAAUGACGACGAGCUCUCCAAACAUACCGAAAUACACGAAAAACCGUUCCAGUGCGGUAUUUGUUUACUAUUAUUCAAAGAAUACAGUCAACUAUGUCAACAUAUUGAAAAACACACCGACAAACACACAAAUAUAAAUUGCCCUUUUUGUACCGCCACUUUCCAUACCGAUUACCUCGCCGAUCACAUAGAAAACAAACAUUCGGAUAUGAAGGAAGGCGGUACGAAAAAAUCCUUCACCUGCAGCUAUUGUUCGAUGUUUUUUACCACGGAAUCCGAUCUGAAGAACCAUCUGGCGGAGGGUAGUCGAAAGACGUGUUGUAAAAUUUGUUCGAUCGACAUUUGCAGUUUGGAAAAUUUGAUAAAACAUAUACGGGAGACGCACAUCGGCGCGAAAAAUCCGUUCGCUUGCGUGAUAUGUACUAGAGAAUACGCCGAUAAAGACGGUUUAGUUAAUCACCUUCUUUCCGAACAAGGUAACGAUCUAUUGGAUUAUUUCAAACAAUGCGAAAUAUGUCAUUGGAAUUUUUUCGACGAAGGCGAUUUUACGACGCAUUGGAAACAAUAUCAUCAAUCGGUUAUUUCAGAUUUCAACAAUUAUAAAGAUAUUACAGAUUCGAAUAUAAUUGUCAAAGAAGAAGAUUUCAAAGACGAGUUCGAUAUUAUUUACCAAGCGUUAGAAAUUAAAGAAGAUAAAGUAGAAUAUAGUGGAUACUUCGAUCUCUGUUGAUUUUCUUAUCAAAUACUGAAUUUCUAAAAAAAAAAUAUAAACUCGUGGACAUAAAUAACGCACCACCCUUUAUUUCAAUAUCAAAACCAGAAGAAAAAAAGAAUUUUCUAUCACAAAAAGUUAAAGUAUCUUAACACGUCGACUGCCACGGCAAGGUCAGAAUUCCAUUUAAAAUGACAAUUUGAUUUAAUUACAUUAUUACAUUAAUAACAACUCAAAUUCUAGUGCAUAGUUAUUAUAAAAAGCAUAAAAAUAGUUAAACAAUCAAAAUUCAAUAGUUAAGUGAACGUGAAGCUGAAAGAAUAGUCGAGUUAGUUGGACAGGAACAAAGUUAUCGUGAAGUGGCAAAUCUGUUUGGCCUACACCACACAACCAUUGGCAGAUUGAUGUAAAGAUUUCGAGAAACCGGUUCACAUUCUAGGAGGCCUGGACAAGGAGGUCCUUUAGUUUUAACUCCUCGGGAUGACCGUUUUUUGCAAUUAAAUUCAUUAAGAAAUCGAUUAAAGGCAAGUGUCGAGCUCAACAGCCUUUUAGGAGAAGUCCGAAAUGUAAAUAUCUCCGAUAGAUCAAUAAGACGACAUCUUCAGAAUGCUGGUCUACACAACAGAAGAGCUCUCCAGGCACCUUUGAUAACCAGACAGGAUCAUGUUGCUAGACUAAGAUUUGCAAGGCAACAUUUAGAUUGGAAUUUAGAAAAUUGGUGCCAAAUUUAAAUAUUUACUGAUGAGAUAAGAAUCAGUCUAAGAGGUCCAGAAUCAAUUUCGAAGACUUCGAGGAGAAAGAUUUGUGAAGUCUUGUAUCAUUCGCAGGGAGCCGUUUCAAGAAUUAGUGUCUCUUUCUAGAUCUGCGCUUAACGCAGCAGAUAAAUAACUGACUUUCUUGAAACUCACGUCGUUCCGUAUUGGCCAUUUAUUGAUGAUGAUUUUUGCUUAAUGCAUCAUAAUGCUAGACCACACGUUGCGGCAGAUGUUCUGAAUUACCUAAACGAAGUAGGAAUUCAUACCCUGGACUGGCCACCAAGAAGUCCAGAUAUGAAUCCUAUCGAGCAUCUCUGCGACAUUUUAAAACGCCGCAUUCGUCGUCGAAAUCCAUCUCCUCAAAAUUUAAAUGAGCUUGAGCAAGCGGCAUUAGAGGAAUGUGAGAACAUACCACAAGAAGUGAUACAGCACCUAAUUGAAAGCAUACCCAGGAGAAUGUUAACAACAAUUACAUCCAGAGGCGGAAAUACACGCUACUAGCGUUUUAAAAAAAGGAACAUGAUUGUUUAAAAUGCAAGUUUUAUUUUUAAUAUUAAUAAUAUUAUUUAAUAUUGGUUUUAUUGCAAUGUUUUUAUUUUUAUUUUUUUACUCAUCAAAAAUCGGGGUGCUGCGUAAUUUUUGACCACGAGUGUAUAUAUAGAGCGUUUUAAUGAAAGGUGACUAUUACACUCCAGUAUUUAUGGUGAUAUUUAUACUGAACACACUGUUUACAUCAACACUACACUGACGCGCGUUUCGAUAACCAAGUUAUCGUCUUCAGAGACUAAAGAUAAAUAGUUUAUCGAAACGAACGUCAGACAGUGAAAUUGUGAAUUGUGAAAAAUAUAUUUAUUUUUCAACGUAA